Nerophis ophidion (straightnose pipefish) is the source of this 2030-nucleotide messenger RNA. RefSeq names its product potassium channel, subfamily K, member 18 (gene kcnk18). NCBI's taxonomy places the organism in Eukaryota, Metazoa, Chordata, Actinopteri, Syngnathiformes, Syngnathidae. Bases 188 to 1366 code for a protein of 392 amino acids. Gene Ontology annotation, biological process: stabilization of membrane potential; potassium ion transmembrane transport. The transcript is spliced from 3 exons. The record is from RefSeq and is a predicted model, not a curated record. Gene Ontology annotation, molecular function: potassium ion leak channel activity. Gene Ontology annotation, cellular component: membrane.
GUUGAGUGACUUCCAAAGUAGGUUAUCAGUAACGCACUUAGCAACAUAGGUUAUGUCCCUGUGGGGGGGGCGUGUCUAAGAUGAUGUAGUGUGUGUGUGCGAUGCCUGAGCAGACCCAGAGCAGAUCGGUGGAGCUUCGAGGCAAGCUGACCGGCUGUGAAGGAAGAAGGAGACAAAAGGUGACAAGAUGAAGGCGGUCAAGAAGGCCAUUAAGAACUUGGACAAGUCCAACACAUGCACAUCACGGAUGUGGAGGCUCUUUCCUCACCUCUUGUUGUGUAUGUCUCUGGUUAUCUACGCGGUGGUGGGCGCACUUAUAUUCCAAAACAUUGAAGGACGGAACACAACCCCAAACGCGAAGUACAAGGACUUCUUAGGAGACAUUGUCCGGCAAGUCCAGAACCUCACCAACAACUCAUCAGUCACACAAAUCGUGGAGGACUUGGAGAACGAGAUGCAAAAUAAUUUCAAAACCAUUUGGCUCCAACAGCCCAGCAGGUGGACCUUCGCUGGCUCCUUGUUCUUCUGCUGCACCGUCUUCACAACCGUGGGUUACGGACACAUCUACCCUGUCACUCUGCCGGGUAAAGUGGCGUGCAUGUUGUACGCCAUGGUGGGCAUCCCUCUCAUGCUUUUGGUCAUCCUAGACGUCGGAGACUUCCUCGCCGCGCUGACAUACCGGGCGUACGUCCGCAUCCACGCCUGUUUCAAAGUCCUGCUCUCCCACACUUUGCCGUCACUGAGGGCUCGUAUGAAAACCAGGAAUUCCAGCCAGUGGACCAUGGAAGACGACGUUUUCAGCCACCAUGUCGUGGUCCGAGAAAUGCUCAACAUCCAUGACAUGCUGCAGACUCAAGUGACUGUGAAGGAAAAUUCCAUGCAGCUGGAAAAAAAUAAAGAGAACUUUGAAAAGAUCCUUGCCAGGGAAAAACUCAUUCGAACGGGACCCCUUCUGCGGAGUCUCUCCUGCCCAGAACUGAACCAAAUGCCGCCACUUCCCACUGGAUUUGCCAUUUGGGACUUCACCGGGUUAGGGGAUAGUAUGGAGCAGCUAAAUGUCCCCUUUGUGCUGAUUCUUUUCAUCGUAUUUGCGUACAUUCUCCUUGGAGGUGGGGUUAUGCCCCUUUGGGAGAAGGAUUUCGAGGGACUUGAUGCAUUCUACUUUUGCUUCAUUACGCUUACUACCAUUGGUUUUGGAGACAUAAUCCCUACUCAUACCAACUAUUUCCUGCUUACCUCGCUCUUCGUCAUCGCAGGCAUGGCCAUCAUGUCCAUGGCGUUCAAGCUCAGCCAGUCACGGCUUGUCGACUGCUACCGCAGGUUCUUCAAGGUCCUCAUGAGGGCUGGACAACUUGUCAAAUAUUAAUCAAGAUUUGGAUUUUGGCUUCUCAAGAUCAUAAAAAGAUAGUUGUAGAAAAAAACAAACGCGGAAUGUGCAUGCUAAUUCCCGAGCUUAUAACAGUGAAUUAGCGAUAUAGAGUGAGAGAAAGAAGACUGCAUCUACUGGAAGUUCGGGACCUUACAAUGUGAGUGAAAUGUUGUCAUAGUUAGGAGAAGGAACAUUUGUUUGGGAAAACAAUAACCCGAAACACUUGACUGCCCCACAACCCACCUGAUCUGCUUGUGUUGUGGUGAACGACAUCGUCGAUGUACGAUCAAUGUACAAACUGGACAUCAGUCGCAACUGUAAAAGAGCUCUCUAUUUUUUUUUCCAAGUCGUCUCUACACGUCAAGCUCGGAACAACAUCACACUUCCCCCCUUUCACAAACACAGCGCUGUGCUCAACAUCCGGUCCGACUGCGCUGACAAGACAAAGGUUUCAAAAAGGUACUUUGCACAAAAUUAACAUACUCAGAGCACUUAUUGAUAUAUUUUCAAAUUGAUAAUGCUUUGACUUAAAAUACUGGUCGGAAUUGUCGAGGGAUGUAUUGCACCAAUAAAUGUGAGAGUUUUUGCAUUGAAUUAUCGAACAAUUUUAUUAAAUGUUAUAUAUGACACAAGAAGUGUCAUAUAUAACACUUUUUGCAAA